Messenger RNA from Ostreococcus tauri, 1917 nucleotides. RefSeq names its product Protein of unknown function DUF812. The record is from RefSeq and is a predicted model, not a curated record. NCBI's taxonomy places the organism in Eukaryota, Viridiplantae, Chlorophyta, Mamiellophyceae, Mamiellales, Bathycoccaceae. Gene Ontology annotation, biological process: positive regulation of ubiquitin-dependent protein catabolic process. Gene Ontology annotation, molecular function: cullin family protein binding. The transcript has a single exon. The coding region runs from base 1 to 1917 and encodes 638 amino acids.
AUGUCCGCCGCGGACGCGGACGAGGUCUUGUUCCACGCCUUACGAUCGUCCGGGAUCGAUGUGCAUCCCUCGUGGUCCGCCAUCGACGACGUGGUGAACGACGUCGACGACGAGUCGAGCGCAAACACCAACGCAUUGUUGAACAUCGUGCGACAGUGUUUAUGUUUGAUCGACGCGACGGCGUACGAGUCCUUGCCGAGGGGGUUUCCGCUCGAUGAUGGCUCGGGAACUUCCGUCGCGGAGCGGUUUCGCGUCGCGGGACGGUACGCGAGCGCGUUGAUCGAGGUCGGGGGCGAACAACGCGAUGGCGACGGGUUUCAACAGUUUUUGUAUCCGAGCGCGUCGAGCGCGCGAGCGAUGUUGAAGCGUCUGUUAGAGCUCUUACCCAGACGUGACGUGGAUGAGGCGGUAAGGGAGGCAGAGAAGGCGCGGGUGAGCGCGGCGAGCGCGCGACUGGGGUCUCGAGCGCGAGCGAUGGUGGCGCGGUCGACCAAGGCGGAAGCGGCUUGGGGACGAGCAGCGGGCGCGUUGAAGGGAUUCGCGGGCGUCGCCGCGGCGGCGCGAGCGAAGAAGAGGACGGACGACACGACGAACGCGAGAGAAUUUUACACCUCGCGUCUAACAACGAGCUCGAGCGGAGGUUUCUUCGGGAACCUGAGCGCGGACACGUACGCGGUACCAUCCGUGCUCGAGUACGCCGCGCGCGUGCGAGCGGAGGAAGAGGCGGAGGAAGACGCGCGACGUUUGAAGUUUAGCGGCGUCGUACGCGCGGAAUUCAUAGGCCCGGAUGGUAAACCAUUCGAUCUUCGAAAGCGAGGAGGUUUAAGAGGGCUUGUGGCAGAAAUUUUUAGGUUGGCGUUGGAGGGUGGAUUUUACACUGAGCCACGUGCGAUACAAGCUUGCGCCGAGCUCGAGGAAACACAAGUUGUGGACGAAGAUAAGGUUGUUGAGUCCGCUAACGACGUCGAAAACGCAGCCAUGGACACACUCGAGGAUCGAAUAAAGGCUCGCGAGCGCGAUUUGGAGGAUGUACAUCGAAGAAUAGACGAGGCGAUGUCUGUCGUGUCAACGGUUGAUGAUGAAAUCGCCGCGUGUGCAUCAAAGGUGAAAGAGGCGAUGGAGGCCACGGACGCCAAGCGUGCGCUCACCGCUGAGCUCGAAUCUAAUUAUUUGCUGCAUAAGCAAGCAGUGGGCAUGGUUCUCGCCACCGAUCGCCCCGUUGAAGAGAGCGAGGCUGAGCUGAACAAGGUGCUCGUGGCGGCGAAGGAGAGGCUGGAGCAACUCUCCGCAGAGUGGAACGCCGCGAAAACGCCAUUGCUCGCCGCGAUCGAAGCGCACGCGGAAGGAGCGAGAGAAAAGCGCAAGAAGGCGAAAAAUCAACUGGAGGAGAUUGAAAAGUGGCGAUCGGAAGGGAAAGACACGAGCUCGCUCCUGCGCAUCAAGGAACAAGAGCAGCGGCAGCUCCUGGACCAAUACGAAGCGGCGCCGAAGAGCGUGCACCGUCCCUCGUUUGUUCGACGCGUGAACGAGAUCAUAAAAAAUAUUAAGAAGCAAGAGAGAGAGAUCGUGAAAAUCGUCGGUGAUACUCGCAGUGUGCAGAGUGACAUCAACUCGGCUCAGGCGUGCUUGGAGCGCACGUACACAGUGGUAGAGGAGAUCUUGUUCAGAGAAGCUCGCUCGGAUGAAUUAUGCCGAGCAGCAUACAAGCACCUCCACGGUAUGCACGCCGGGUUCGCAGAUUUGAUCGAUAAGGUCGAGGCGACCGGUGUGGCUCGGCGCUCGCAGACGGAUCUGCAGAGAAAAUUAGUUGAGAUUUCAAAGCAGCCGAGCAACGUUGAGCGCGUGGCACGCGAUUUAGAAUUGAUGAAGAGACAGAUUGCCGAGCUCGAGGAAAAGCUCUCGACCACGGCGGCUUAG